AUGUCACAUUCGUCAGAGGAAAAUGUUGGAGAAUUUAAGUGGGGUAAUAAGAGGGAAGUUGGUGGGGAGAAUAAGGACGUGCGGUACUAUGAAUCAUUUGUUUUCGAAAAUAAGGAGUACUUUCUACAUGAUUGUGCAUUCUUUCAUCCUACAGGGCUUGUUGAGACUUCUAUCGGCAAGAUUGUGAACUUGUUUGAGACGUCAACUUGUCAAAAGAUGGCCAGAGUUAUCUGGUUUCUUCGUCCUGCUGAGAUUCGGAAGUUCUUUGGAGAUUAUAAGCCAUGUUGGAAUGAGUUGUUUUUGGCAUCUGGUGGGGGCAAAGCUGUUUCCAAUGACUUUCCUCUGGAAGCAAUUCUUGGAAAUUGCAGUAUUGUUUGCACUUCAAAGGACAAGAGAAAUCCUGAGCCAUCUGAAACGGAAUUAAAGAUGGCAAACUACUUUUUCAGUUAUACUUUUGAUGUUGACAGGCGUGUAAUCAGUGAUAAAUUUCCUGAUGUGAUUGGUGGAGUUAAAGUGGAGCUGUUCUUUAACAGGGAGAGGGAUAUAAAACCCAGUACCCAUCUGCAUGUUGGGACAAAUAUAAGACCUAAAAUUGAGAUUAAGAAUAAGAAUGAUCCUUCGACUAUCUUGCACUGUCAAGUUAAUGAUAAAGCUGAAGUGAGGACUUCUGAGAAUGUGUUGCCAAAGGGAUCAUCGCAUUCUUUUCCAUAUAAAAAGAGGAAGAUCGUAGAGGAGAAGUCAACCAUUGGUCAAAGUAGCAAAACCCUUAAGGAAGAGGAAACUGAUGAGAAGAAGCUACAAGUCAGUCAGGAUAAAAGAGUCAAAACAUACAAAAAUGUUAUUGUCGUGACCGAAAGACCAAAUGCACCUUGGGAUGACAGACUACAGAAAGCUCAAGAGUUGGAUUCCCUGAUUUUACUGAAUAAUCUGGAUCCAUCCUAUACGUCACAUGAAGUAGAGAAUCUUGUAUGGCAUGCUCUCAAUGAGCAGGUUGAGGCAAGGAUGAUAGAAAGGAGCCUGACUUCCAAUACAUACUGUGGUAGAGCAUUGGUUAUUUUUAAAACAAAAAAAGCAGCUGAAUCUGCAAUAUCUGAGUUGAACAAGAGAUGCCUUAUUCUUGGAGGAGGGAGGAUUGUAUGUGCCACAAAGGAAACUUUAAGUGAACCAGUCAAGAGAGGAAAAUUCACAGGCCAUUUGGUCUUUGACAGAACUGCACUUCAUAAGCAACGCCAGGAGAUUAGAAAUGCAGUAUCAACAUCACAUUGUUCCCAGCCCAACACAAUUGAGUACGAGAUGGCCACUGAAUGGCUACUGCAAUAUCUGAAAUCCAAUUAUCAGUGGAAUGCGCUGUAUAAGAAACAAAUGAAGGAGAUACAAGAUGUAAAGAGUAAACUUAAAAUGGACAGAAUUUUUUGUGCCGACAGUUAA
Messenger RNA from Abrus precatorius (Indian licorice), 1428 nucleotides. Its product is annotated as protein ANTI-SILENCING 1. The record is from RefSeq and is a predicted model, not a curated record. Bases 1 to 1428 code for a protein of 475 amino acids. Lineage: Eukaryota; Viridiplantae; Streptophyta; Magnoliopsida; Fabales; Fabaceae. The transcript is spliced from 9 exons. Gene Ontology annotation, molecular function: chromatin binding; RNA binding.